Messenger RNA from Nomascus leucogenys (northern white-cheeked gibbon), 1518 nucleotides. RefSeq names its product fructosamine 3 kinase (gene FN3K). NCBI's taxonomy places the organism in Eukaryota, Metazoa, Chordata, Mammalia, Primates, Hylobatidae. The record is from RefSeq and is a predicted model, not a curated record. Gene Ontology annotation, biological process: fructosamine metabolic process.
ACCCAGGAGGCGGAGGCUGCCGUGAGCCGAGAUCAUGCCACUGUUGUCCAGCCUGGGUGACAGAGCGAGACCCUGUCUCAAAACAAACAAAUAUGCAAUUCUAUAGGCCGAGGUAUUCACAGACCACAUUCAUCAAUGCAUGUUUUCAACCAACGUGUAGUGUACGUGAGGUGAGAGUUCACCUAACCUAAAAUUGGAAUGUUUGUGGGAAUAUUUCAGAAACAGGAAAGCCCAGGUCCCAUGGGAGGCGUUGGGGGCUGGCCGGGUUUUGCGGCACCUUUUACCUUCCCAGCCCCUGCCCUGGACCUGAGGCCCCUCCUGAUGGGCCCGGCCCUUUUCUUCCCUGCCCGAAGAGUGUGCCCAAGUCAGUUCCACCAAUGCCUCUGCUGUGGCUGCCACACCCUAAGAGGCAGCAAGGAAGGUGGGUAAGCCGGGGGUCCAGCUCUGGACCUUGGUUCAUUCACACCUCCCCACGCCCUCAGUGCUCCCUGGCGCCCACACGUGGCCUGUGCAUCCUCCUGUCGCAGCCUGCAGACCCCACACCCCUCACGCCCCAGGCUCAGCCUCAGCCUUGCAGCCUCUCGUCUCCGAUGGGGGGGCCUCUCUGCACCCUGCCCUCUGCGGUGGAUGCCAGCUCCCAGCCAGAGCCAGCUAUCAGUGACUGAAGGCCCGGCAGAUGUUUGAGGGGGAGGUGGCCAGCCUGGAGGCCCUCCGGAGCACGGGCCUGGUGCGGGUGCCGAGGCCCAUGAAGGUCAUCGACCUGCCGGGAGGUGGGGCCGCCUUUGUGAUGGAGCAUUUGAAGAUGAGGAGCUUGAGCAGUCAAGCAUCAAAACUUGGAGAGCAGAUGGCAGAUUUGCAUCUUUACAACCAGAAGCUCAGGGAGAAGUUGAAGGAGGAGGAGAACACAGUGGGCCGAGGAGGUGAGGGUGCUGAGCCUCAGUAUGUGAACAAGUUCGGUUUCCACAAGGUGACAUGCUGCGGCUUCAUCCCGCAGGUGAAUGAGUGGCAGGAUGACUGGCCGACCUUUUUCGUCCGGCACCGGCUCCAGGCGCAGCUGGACCUCAUUGAGAAGGACUAUGCUGACCGAGAGGCACGAGAACUCUGGUCCCGGCUACAGGUGAAGAUCCCGGAUCUGUUUUGUGGCCUAGAGAUUGUCCCCGCGUUGCUCCACGGGGAUCUCUGGUCGGGAAACGUGGCUGAGGACGACGUGGGGCCCAUUAUUUACGACCCGGCUUCCUUCUAUGGCCAUUCCGAGUUUGAACUGGCAAUCGCCUUGAUGUUUGGGGGGUUCCCCAGAUCCUUCUUCACCGCCUACCACCGGAAGAUCCCCAAGGCUCCGGGCUUCGACCAGCGGCUGCUGCUCUAUCAGCUGUUUAACUACCUGAACCACUGGAACCACUUCGGGCGGGUGUACAGGAGCCCUUCGCUGGGCACCAUGCGGAGGCUGCUCAAGUAGGGGCCCCUGCCCCCCUUCCCCUGUCCCUCUGUCCCCGUCCCUGUCCCCCCGUCCCCAUCUCC